Messenger RNA from Psilocybe cubensis, 1167 nucleotides. RefSeq lists its product as uncharacterized. Bases 1 to 1167 code for a protein of 388 amino acids. The record is from RefSeq and is a predicted model, not a curated record. NCBI's taxonomy places the organism in Eukaryota, Fungi, Basidiomycota, Agaricomycetes, Agaricales, Agrocybaceae. The transcript has 6 exons.
AUGCCGCGUACCACAACAAACGCAGCAUCUGCGUCAACUCGGACUCCUCCAUUCAAUACCUCUUCAGCAUCAUCUUCGUCAUGCCAUCAAAUUAACGAGGAGCCUGUCAUGGCAUCAUCAUCAUUGUACCAAUCGCAAGCCUUCGAUGACAUGAGCUGCUUUUCAUCUGCUCCUGAGGGUAUGAACAUUAUCGACCCCGCCAACCAGCUUUCUAUGCCAGGUGCAGGCAUCAUUUCGACUAGACCGUCGGUCUCAAGAAGCUCCUCAACACAUAGAUUUACGUCAACAAGAACUGAUGCCCCUCCUCAUGCAUCAUCGAGCAGAAGUCGACCGCAGUCCCUCACAAGUCAUGAGCCGCGUCAAUUUGUGGACCAGAAUAACGUCAGGCACCUGAAUGAGCCCUUUACUUCUUCAACGAGUGCUGCUCCAACAUCUGGGAAGCCAGAUCGCUAUGUCAAUAUUAUUCAUGGCGGAAUCUGGGCCACUGAUCCAGAACCACCAGCGCAGGCGGCACACGCCCUCACUAAGGUGCACACCGAAGAUGACAAACGAAGACAACAGUUUCUUCCAACCCUUGAAAACAUUGAACAACUGGUUUCCUAUUAUCAGCAUGGAAGCCAUGCCAACAUCCCAAGGAGCGCUACCGACAGUUUCCACUCCAAUAUCGGAGAAACGGAAACAAAUUAUCAAACAAGAUCCAUCAAGAUGACAUUGAACCGCGAGGAGGGCUCCGGGGGUAACCCCGUCGAGUCUCUUGCUAAGAUCAGACAUAGCAAUGGAGGAAUGACGAAUCAUUGCUCAGAGACACAGGACGGCGACAGACAAGUCGCCACCACUUCUAGAUACCCCCGGAAGCGGAGGUUGUCAAUGGAAAAAAGCAAUGAGGGCAAAACCCCCUCUGCUGCCAAACGGCCACGAAGAGCGUCUCCACUGGUUCGUGGCAGUAGAACGAGCACCUCGGCGCAGGCCGAGGUUUUACAGGGCCAAGAGGGGAGUGUGAGCAGGGUCGCAGCGACCCUGACAGCCGCACCGAGACCCCAGUUACAGCCAGCACAGCCGCGCUGUCUAGCUGAGGGGUUCUCACAAGGGCGUCUGGUAAUCGAGAAGCGUGAGCGCCACCGCAAAAAGGACGGAAGACUCACCUUCCAGGUCAUGCGGCCCACAUAA